AUGCCGGAGCCGCGGCGCCCCGCGGAGGGCUGCUCCUGCCGCAACACCAACUGCGUGGAGCGGCCCCUGAGGCGGCUCUUCGAAGGGCUGGGGAGCGUCGUGGCCGCCUGCCCCUGGCCCUUCGUGCUGGUGCCGCUGCUGGUGUCGGGGGGCCUGGGCGCCGGCUUUCUCUUCCUGCCGCAGCGGCAGGCGAACGACAUCGAGGCACAGUUCACGCCGACGUGGGGGCCCGCCAAGGCCGAGCGCGACUUCGUGCAGCGGCACUUCCUCGCCGACUCGGAGCACUUCUCCGCCCCGCGGUUGCCCACCGAGGGCGCCUACGCCGCCCUCAUCGCCGUGGCGAUGGAGUCCUCGGUCCUGGCCCCGGCGGCGUGGAAAGAGGUGCUGCUGCUGGACGCGGCAGUGCGCGCCCGCGGCUACAGGAAGCUCUGCGCCCGCAGCUGGGGCGAAUGCGACAGCCCCGACCGGCUGCUGCAGCUGCUGGUCCGUGCGGUGGCGGCCGACCUGAAGAACCUCACCUUCCCCGUCAGCGACGGCAUGUUCCUGGGGGCCGCGCUGGGCGGCGUGCAGACGAACGCCAGCGGGUGGGUGCUGUCGGCGCGGGCCCUGAAGCUGGUGUAUUACCUGCGGGAGGACGGCCCCGCGGCGGCGGAGAGCCAGCGGUGGCUGGAAGCCUUCCUGCAGGACAUCCCCUCGCAGCUGGCGGCAUUUAAAUUCACCUAUAUUAAGGUGACUUACUUUACCUCGCUGUCCAGACAACAGGAGUUUGAAGGAAAUACCGAAAGCGUGAUCCCGCUCUUCUCCAUAACGUAUUUCUUGACAAUAACCUUUUCAGUCGUCUCUUGCCUAAGGCUGAGCUGUAUAAGAAAUAAUAUCUGGCUUGCAUGCUGUGGAGUGGUUUCUGCCGGUUUAGCUGUAUUAAGCAGCUUUGGAUUGAUGCUCUUCUGUGGAGUGCCAUUUGUGGUCACUGUGGCAAAUGCACCAUUUCUUAUUCUAGGAGUUGGUGUUGAUGACAUGUUCAUCAUGAUCGCUUCCUGGGAACAAAGUUCAAGAAAAAAAGAGAAAUCCGAUGUUAAAUCUCGGUUGGCCGAGACUUACGCAGAAGCAGCACUUUCUGUGACCAUCACCACUCUCACAGAUGUUUUGGCCUUCUUCAUUGGCACCUGGACUGCUUUUCCAUCCGUGAGAUCAUUUUGUCUCUAUACAGGCACUGCUUUUGUCUUCUGCUAUUUAUAUACCAUUACCUUCUUUGGGGCAAUUAUUGUAUUAAAUCACAAAAGGGAGCAAGGAAACCGACACUGGCUAACUUGCAUGCCUGUGGGAGUAGAUACAGAUCAGGCUGAGAAGUCCUGCUUGUACAAUGCUUGCUGUAUAGGCAGCUGUUCUAGGCAGUCAUCUCAGCCAGAAGGUGAACAUCCAAUGAGCAUAUUCUUUAAAAAGUAUUAUGGUCCCUUUUUUACAAAUAAAUGGAUCAAGCUACUUGUGGUGUUGCUGUACGGAGCAUAUUUGGGUGGCAGUAUUUAUGGAUGUACUCAGAUCAGGGAAGGCAUCGAUCUUCGAAAUCUGGCGAGUGAUGACUCUUACAUUAUUCCAUACUAUGAUGAUGAAGACAAAUACUUCUCAGCAUAUGGACCCAGGGUCAUGGUUGUCAUUACUGAAAGCGUAGAUUACUGGAAUGAGACUGUUCGUCUUGGCAUUGAGAACUGCACACAGAAUUUAGAGGGCAUAUCCUAUGUAGAUAAGAACCUCUCAGAGUCAUGGCUGAGAGAAUACACAAAACUCGCUGAAAAUUAUUUCAUAAAUAUAAACAAUAGGUCUCUUUUCAUUAGUAACUUAUCUACACUCUUCCAAAUUGUUCCCAGUUUUGAGUGGGACAUUAACAAGACUCAGGAUAAAAUAGAAGCUUCACGUUUCUUCAUCCAGACGGUCAAUGUGACCUCAGCUGUUGAUGAGAAGAAUCUUCUCAAUCAGUUAAGAGAGACAGCCAAGCAGUGCAAUAUUCCAUUAAUGGUGUACCACCCAGCAUUCAUAUACUACGACCAGUAUUUGGUAAUAGUGCAGAACACCAUUCAGAAUGUUGUCAUUGCUGCCGGGGCAAUGCUUGUUGUCUCACUUUUGCUAAUUCCCAACCCGUUGUGUUGCUUGUGGGUGACUUUUGCUAUAGCUUCUGUUAUAGUUGGUGUUGCUGGUUUCAUGACAUUUUGGAACGUCAAUCUAGAUUCCAUAUCCAUGAUCAACCUGGUCAUUUGUAUAGGGUUUUCAGUAGAUUUUUCUGCUCAUAUUUCCUAUGCCUUUGUUACAAGUGGAGAGUCAUCAGCCAAUAAAAGGGCAAUCGAAGCUCUGGCCCUGCUAGGUUACCCAGUAUUACAAGGUGCAGUUUCUACUAUAUUAGGAGUAGUUGUCCUGGCUGCAGCAAAAACGUAUAUUUUUAGGACAUUUUUCAAGAUCAUGUUGCUUGUUAUUUUGUUUGGGGCUCUUCACGGUCUUGUUUUUAUUCCAGUGUUUUUAACCUUUUUUGGAAACUUUGGCAGAUCACCCCAGAACACCAAAUCUAAAAAGCUAGAGUUUAGGUUUAGAAAUGAUAAAGAUUGUCCAUGA
Molecule: messenger RNA, 2598 nt
Organism: Gavia stellata (red-throated loon)
Lineage: Eukaryota; Metazoa; Chordata; Aves; Gaviiformes; Gaviidae
Product: patched domain-containing protein 3
Exons: 4
Coding region: 1-2598 (865 amino acids)
Cellular component (GO): membrane
Source: RefSeq, a predicted model, not a curated record